CUUCUUGAAUACAAUGCUGCAGCAAUUGAUCCAUAUCUUGUGAAGGUGGCCGAACUACUGGGGCAACAGAUCAAGCUUGGUCUUGCUGGGCAGCGCAAUCUUGCAAAUGCAUUUGGGAGCCUUCCUCAAUCCGAGUUCUCCGGGCAAACUCUAGGAAUCGGCUAUCCUGAUGGCCAUCCUGCUCGAUUGUUGGCCAAUUCCGAUGGUGGUUUCGUGUUCCUCGGCGUCUGUGCAGCCUUGUCAGAGUAUUAUGCCGAGGAUGUUGUUGUGGGUGUCAUCAUGGAGAUGCUAACAACCUUUGAUAUGCCCUGCAAUGUUGCACCAAGCGAUGUACAGUGGAAGAACUUGGUCCACCUAUGCUAUGGCGUUCUUUCGACUUCACCGUUCGGUCUGUUGAUCACCAGGUCGGGGACUGCACUGCCCUUGGAAGGCGCCAAUGCCAACAUUCGAUUAAUUGUGGAUGGAUUACUGGGGAUGAGUGACAUUGUCAGGACCAUAGAGAAGAAAAUUUCACUGUCUGUUGGCGUAGACGUGUAUUGGUUUGCGGCUGUUGCAGAAUACCUCUUUGGUCUGAGCUUUCAUAUUGAACAUGAAGCCGGCACAGCACUUGCUUCGUCGUCAGGAGUUGAUUCAAUACACGCACAGGUUUACUUAUCGACUCGGAGUCCAGAAUUCAAACAAGACACGCCGGAUUUGCGACCGCUCUUGGAUCUGUACCCUGGCACGAUCCCAGUUACUGGGGGGCGGGUACGAUGGGAGAAACUUUUCCGCUCAUCUUUCGGUCGAGCCUUCACAGACAUCGAUAAUCGCCUCAUUGCUGAUGGUAUCAGCACCUGUGCAGGAAUUGUCGCCGCCACUAUAGAGCAUCAACAAACAAAUAGUCAACUUUACUUCCUUCCUCAAGCUAGUAGUGUUCCUGGUUUGAGUGGCUCUGGCUUGGUGGAGACUUUGACGAGCUGGUUUCCUGAGUUACAACGCCUAGCUCCACAGAUGGCAAAAUAUGCCCAUGCCCCAUUUCAGGAAGCUCGAGAUCGACUCGAUGAGGUUACUGCAGCACUUUCGGCCGCCUGCAUGUGCAACUUUUGUGGGAAUGCUCCGAGCACAUCUACUGACUUUUGCAAACACACAAUCCUUCUCUACAUUUUUAAUCUGGGUUUGACUAUAGCUCGCACAGUGGCUAUCCCCAACUUGUUUCCCAAGUGCUUUGGGGUCGUUUCUUGCUACCGCGAGCAUCACGAAGAGCGCAAAGACUUUGUCAUGAACAAUCGAAGACUAGAGAAAGCCGAGGACUUUAUGAACAGCAUGGCCUCAUUCCUUCCAACACCGCGAAUUCUGGUUGAGCAAUCCUGCCUUAUUUUCACAGGCACACGGCCCGAUACGAGACUGACGGAGGAGACGCUUGCAUUAUCGCAUGAGGGC
This is a messenger RNA of Exophiala aquamarina CBS 119918, 1419 nucleotides long. RefSeq lists its product as uncharacterized. Lineage: Eukaryota; Fungi; Ascomycota; Eurotiomycetes; Chaetothyriales; Herpotrichiellaceae. The transcript has a single exon. The annotation marks the transcript as partial. The record is from RefSeq and is a predicted model, not a curated record.